This is a messenger RNA of Racocetra persica, 1296 nucleotides long. Lineage: Eukaryota; Fungi; Glomeromycota; Glomeromycetes; Diversisporales; Gigasporaceae. The record is from the annotation of a GenBank genome assembly.
UACGAUGUUAAUGAUAAAUUAUCUUCACAGGGGGCUAAGCAAUACGAAAUUGAUGAAAAAUCGUUUUUACGAGAGACUAAACCAUAUGUAAUUGAAGUGAAAUCACCUUUACAAGAUAUUAAACCAUAUGUAAUUGAAGUGAAAUCACCAUUACAAGACAUUAAACCAUAUAUAAUUGAAGAGAAAUCACCUUUACACGAUAUUAAACCGUAUCAGCAAGAUGUUAAACCGCAACAUACCUUGGAUUCUGAGUGUGAAAUAGAGGUUAUCGAUCUUACAGAAGAUGAUGACCCUCCGACAACCUCAACAUCAUCAACCCUCGUAGAUAAAAUUAAACAGGAACCCUCACCUUUUACAUUUCCCUUACCUUUUACUUCCGGUCAAAAUAAUUUUAUAUCAGCAUUGAAAUUGUCUCAGUAUAAUCGUAACCCAUUAUUGUCCAAUGUUAAUAACACUAUAUUACCCACUACCAACACCGCUGCAUUUCAAACUGCUAGUAACAUUUUGUCUCAAAAUGUUAAUAGCCCUUUAUCAUCUAAUGUUAAUAACAAUUUAUUACUCAAUUUCAACAAUUCUCCUUUGCUCAAUGAAACUAAGCCAAAUAUGCUCGAAAAUAGGCCAGGCAGUUAUUCAAGAUCUAUAAAUCUUCAAGAUCUUUUGGACAUGAUACCUCUGGACGAAUCUAAUCAUACUCCUGUUGGAGAUGCCAUGCGUAAAAUAAACGCUCGCAAAGGGAUUGUUCCUGGCUUGUCCAUCCAGCUGAUGGAUCAUCAAGUAAUUGGUGUUUCUUGGAUGGUGGAUCAAGAAACAAAAGAAAAGGUUAGAGGUGGUAUUCUCGCUGAUGACAUGGGACUAGGCAAGACCGUCCAAACCAUAGCAACUUUAGUGAUAAAUCGGCCCGAUACAAAAAAAUCGAAAUCCGCGAAAUCGACACUAAUAGUUGCCCCAACAGCCCUUAUUUAUCAAUGGAAAAGUGAAAUUUUAAGUAAAACUGAACAAGGUAUUUCUCAAAAUUUUGUUGGCAAUCUAUUCUCCGUACAUGUAUAUCAUGGUCAAAAUAAAGCAAGUUUUCAUAAUUUGAAAAAAUACGACAUAGUAAUUACAACCUAUCAAACUCUCCUUCGUGAGUGUCCCGAAAUUGAAGAGGAUGAUAGAGGUUCUUUAUUCCGAAUGGAUUGGUUCAGAGUAGUUUUGGACGAGGCUCAGAAUAUUAAAAAUCGUCAUUCUCGUGCGAGUAAAGCAUGCGCCCGUUUAACAAGCACUUAUCGUUGGUGUUUAACUGGUACUCCAAUCCAA